This is a messenger RNA of Pipistrellus nathusii (Nathusius's pipistrelle), 1500 nucleotides long. The record is from the annotation of a GenBank genome assembly. Lineage: Eukaryota; Metazoa; Chordata; Mammalia; Chiroptera; Vespertilionidae.
AUGAGACUCUCCAAACCCCUCACUUUUUUGCUUUGGCACCUGGCUUGGCUGGACCUGGAAUUUCUCUGCACGGUUGUGGGGGCCCCUGACUUGGGCCAGAGACCCCAGGGGACCAGGCCAGGAUUGGCCAAAGCAGAAGCCAAAGAGAGGCCCCCUCUGGCCCGGAAUCUAUUCAGGCCGGGGGGUCACGGCUAUGGCGGGGGAGCCACCAAUGCCAGGGCCAAGGGGGGCACUGGGCAGGCAGGCGGCCUGACACAGCCCAAGAAGGAUGAACCCAAAAAGCCGGCCCCCAGAUCGGGUGGCCCCGAACCCAAGCCAGGACACCCUUCCCAGGCCAGGCAGGCUGCGACGCGGACUGUGACCCCCAAAGGACAGCUUCCUAGGGGUAAGGUACCCCCAAAGGCAGGAGCUGCCCCCAGCCCCUUCCUGCUGAAGAAGGCCAGGGAGCCCGGGGCCCCUCGAGAGCCCAAGGAGCCGUUCCGCCCGCCCCCCAUCACGCCCCACGAGUACAUGCUCUCGCUGUACAGGACGCUGUCCGAUGCUGACAGGAAGGGAAGCAACAGCAGCGUGAAGUUGGAGGCUGGCCUGGCCAACACCAUCACCAGCUUUAUUGACAAAGGGCAAGAUGACCGAGGCCCUGUGGUCAGGAAGCAGAGGUACGUGUUUGACAUCAGUGCCCUGGAGAAGGACGGGCUGCUGGGGGCCGAGCUGCGGAUCCUGCGGAAGAAGCCCUCAGACACAGCCAAGCCGGCGGCCCCCAGUAGCGGGCGGGCUGCCCAGCUGAAGCUGUCCAGCUGCCCCAGCGGCCGGCAGCCGGCAGCCCUGCUGGAUGUGCGCUCAGUGCCAGGCCUGGACGGAUCUGGCUGGGAGGUGUUCGACAUCUGGAAGCUCUUCCGAAACUUUAAGAACUCGGCCCAGCUGUGCCUGGAGCUGGAGGCCUGGGAACGGGGCCGGGCCGUGGACCUCCGUGGCCUGGGCUUUGACCGGGCUGCCCGUCAGGUCCACGAGAAGGCCCUGUUCCUGGUGUUCGGCCGCACCAAGAAACGGGACUUGUUCUUCAACGAGAUCAAGGCCCGCUCGGGCCAGGACGACAAGACGGUGUACGAGUACCUGUUCAGCCAGCGGCGGAAACGGAGGGCGCCGCUGGCCACGCGCCAGGGCAAGCGGCCCAGCAAGAACCCCAAGGCCCGCUGCAGUCGGAAGGCGCUGCACGUCAACUUCAAGGACAUGGGCUGGGAUGACUGGAUCAUCGCCCCGCUCGAGUACGAGGCCUUCCACUGCGAGGGGCUGUGUGAGUUCCCCUUGCGCUCCCACCUGGAGCCCACGAACCACGCGGUCAUCCAGACCCUGAUGAACUCCAUGGACCCCGAGUCCACGCCGCCCACCUGCUGCGUGCCCACGCGGCUGAGCCCCAUCAGCAUCCUCUUCAUCGACUCCGCCAACAACGUGGUCUACAAGCAGUACGAGGACAUGGUGGUGGAGUCCUGUGGUUGCAGGUAG